This is a messenger RNA of Daldinia loculata, 1859 nucleotides long. RefSeq lists its product as uncharacterized. The record is from RefSeq and is a predicted model, not a curated record. Bases 1 to 1161 code for a protein of 386 amino acids. The transcript has 2 exons. Gene Ontology annotation, molecular function: protein binding. Lineage: Eukaryota; Fungi; Ascomycota; Sordariomycetes; Xylariales; Hypoxylaceae.
AUGACUUUCUAUAUGAAUCUCAAGACUGGGGAAAUGACAGACACAAAACCGGGCCUAUAUCGUGGCGAGGAUGGCCCAAGUAGUUUAUACGAUAGGAAGGGCAAGAGCAAGGCCACUGAGAAUCCAAGUGAUGCAGCAGAAAGGAUACACCAAAUGCUUUUAAUCGUCACCCCUCUGACGAACUCAGUUACUUCAGACGUUAGGGGCUCUGUUGCCGGUGAUGGCCAUAACGUAUUGGUGGUCUUUGACGAUACCGACACCACAGAUGAGUUUGCUCACACAUUGAACGGCGUUAGCCUGCAACAAAUGGCAAUUAACAAAGUUAUGAUCCACACCACAUUCGAGUGCGAUAUUUUUCCCGGAUUAAAAGCGUUCGUGGACAAGACGGGAGACAUCAUCCGAAAGAGCUGGAGUAGUCUACCUCCGAGAGCGGAUGUAACCCUCCAAGAAAUGAUACACGAAUUCAUUAAUAGAGAUAGCAUUGAAAAGCUGAAGGCAUUCAUCGAAGUAACCGACAUGGUCGAUACAGAGGACUAUCUUGAGUCGACUCCGUAUCCACUAGUGAAUCUCAUGAGACCACUCCAUGACGCGAUCAUGCGAGAUAACUUCGAGCGUUUCGGGGAGUUGGUUGAAAACUCUGAUAUCGAGAGAGAGAACAGGGUGGGUUAUACUCCCCUACAGCUGGCAGUUAUGCUUGACCGGUUUGAUAUGGCGAGUAUCCUCCUGGCCCAUGGAGCCAAUACGGACAAAGAACUUCUUGACAUAGAACUCCUUCUUGAGUCUGGCGUAGACCUAAAUAGCAAAGCGCCAAACGGAGCUCUCUCUUUGCAACUCAGCGAAAACCCAGAAAUGAUUAUGCUGUUGGUACAGAGAGGGGCGGAUAUUAAGCUGGCAAGACAGGCCAAAUUGGAGCAGAUGGCAGCUCAAGACUGCCAGAAAAGUCGCGAUGUAUUAAUGCAAUAUACAACUUUAAAUAUCAACUCGGAGAGCCACGCGGAGAGCCACGCGGAGAGCAGCUCAGCGUCCCACGACGAGGCACAAAAGGGCGAUACAGAAACAUCCUUCCAUGCCUCAACUGUUCAGAGGACGAUCCAGAUUCACCAUCAUGCGCAUAAGGGAACUGCAGUAAGUUUAGGAAGAGAUUAUCGAACGGUUAAUUGAAAUAUGUUUCAACUUAAAUAUAUUUCCUUACGUAUUUCAGUCUUCAUGUUGUCUUUUUCUUAACAGUUCUUCGUUGUUGGAUUGGGUUUGAUACACUGUCACAGUGACAGACUCAACUAUGGCUUUUAGUCUCUUAUAUCUGAGUGGUUAGCUAUCUGUGUUGGGUUGGUCUAAGGAACGCUGGAUGUUUGUGAUAUUGAAUGCUUACUUAUCGGACAUCUCUCUAGGGCAACUUUUUAUUCUGAGAGGCAUGAAAAUGUACUAGUUUGGCAUGUUUACUUUAAGGCCACUUGCUUAGGUAAAUAAACGUGAGUUCUUAUAUACUGGAACGGUCGGUAAUUCCAGCCGACUUACCUCUAUUGUCCAGCCAUUGUACUGGAAUAAUGCUACUCGAGCUUGGCAACGUGAUGCUUAACAUUCUCUAUGGCUGUGGUGAUUCCCGCCAAUAUAAAUAUCGGUGUAGGAGUGUCUUUCAGAGUACUAUGCUAUCCCAUCCUCUGUUUCCUCCUUACCCACACUUCUUGGUCCUCUCCAUCUUUCUCACUGCCUGCUGUGUUCUGUGUACCGGAACUGGGGCGUAGCUGGACUUCCCAUAUCCCCAACUUAUAGUUGGCACGGUCUGCUCUCCCAGAGAACAAGUCAAAAGACCAGCCGUGCUUCGGACAGGUAAUCCCAGUACUCAAUGCAAUGCCAAAGUC